GAGAAGGGUUCACUCUGGGAGAACUGAGCCCACCAGUUCCUUUCUUGCAGUUAAGUCUCAAAGGCAGUGCAAGGCCUCUUUGCAUCUUUCUUUUUGAGCUGGAGGAGUAUUUUUGGAGGAGUAAGUUUAUUGGAGAAGAUGCCUGAGCCAGCCAAGUCAGCUCCUGCAGCUAAGAAAGGGUCCAAGAAGGCCAUCACUAAAACCCAGAAGAAGGGGGACAAGAAGCGCAGGAAGAGCCGCAAAGAGAGCUAUUCUAUCUAUGUCUAUAAAGUGCUGAAGCAGGUCCAUCCUGACACCGGCAUCUCCUCCAAAGCCAUGAGCAUCAUGAACUCCUUCGUCAAUGACAUCUUCGAGCGCAUUGCUGGAGAAGCCUCUCGCUUGGCCCAUUAUAACAAGCGCUCCACCAUCACCUCCAGGGAGAUCCAGACUGCCGUCCGGCUCCUUCUUCCAGGAGAGUUGGCCAAACAUGCUGUCUCUGAGGGCACCAAGGCUGUCACCAAGUACACCAGCUCCAAGUAAAAGGGAUCCACUUUCCAAACAGACCCAAAGGCUCUUUUCAGAGCCACCCACCUUUUCAGCAAAAGAGCUGCUAUUAUUGAACCUGUGGGCCAUGGAACAUGAGAGCAAGCUGAUGUUCCUUUCUAAACUUCUCCCAGCUU
Molecule: messenger RNA, 659 nt
Organism: Sceloporus undulatus (fence lizard)
Lineage: Eukaryota; Metazoa; Chordata; Lepidosauria; Squamata; Phrynosomatidae
Product: histone H2B 5-like
Exons: 1
Coding region: 139-519 (126 amino acids)
Cellular component (GO): nucleosome
Molecular function (GO): protein heterodimerization activity; DNA binding; structural constituent of chromatin
Source: RefSeq, a predicted model, not a curated record